Messenger RNA from Macadamia integrifolia, 1218 nucleotides. Its product is annotated as polygalacturonase-1 non-catalytic subunit beta-like. The record is from RefSeq and is a predicted model, not a curated record. NCBI's taxonomy places the organism in Eukaryota, Viridiplantae, Streptophyta, Magnoliopsida, Proteales, Proteaceae. The transcript is spliced from 2 exons. Bases 86 to 1114 code for a protein of 342 amino acids.
GGUAUUUCUCCAAUUUUUUUCUCUAUAUAAAUUCAAACAACUGCUCCCUAUGCAUUAAACCAAACUCCUCUAUUUCAGUUCCACCAUGAUGCAUCCCAUUUUGUUGCUUGGACUUCUGAUAGUAGCUUACUUUAGUGGUUCUCAAGCUGAAAAUACAUUCUCACAAUACUGGAAAGAGCAUAUAGCUAUUUCACAUCCUCCACAUUGGUUAGUUGCAAAGGCUUCUCCAUUGAGUUCCCAUCAAGCAUUAGUUUAUAUGAAACUUAUGGAGAAAAAUGAAUUAGCUUUCCACCUGCCUUCAUUUUGUAAGCAGGCUAAUGUUGCUUGUUCUACAAAUUUACUAAUGAAUAAAGCAAAGGACUACACAAGCCUACCACCAAUAGCACAGUGGAAUGAUAUCAAACUGAAGUAUGAACAUGUUCCAAGUGCAGUACCCCUUUCAGUUGCCAGCCAAGGAGGAUUACCAUAUUUUCGUGAAUCAAUGGUGAAAAAGGGAGGUUUCAUGCUUGUCCCUGAUCUAAGGGACCCAAUGUCAUACAGAUCAUUCUUGCCGCGAUUUCUGGCAUCAAAAAUCUCAUUUUCUUUUGAUCAUAUCAAAAAUUUAAAGAAUCUUUUUGGUGUGGUGGAUGAAUCAAACAUGGAUGAAUAUAUUCAGGAGACUGUCAAUAUAUGUGAUGAAAAAAGUUCGAUUCUAGGCAUGCAAAGCAUUUGUGUGACUUCCGCCGAGGAUCUCAUUGAUUUUGUUGUCAAGAAAUUAGGGCACCAUGUUCACGGAUGGAGUACUGAGAAUGUUGAGGGAUCUUAUGAGAAUGUCACAAUUGGAGCUAUGAAACUCAUCUAUGGCAACCUCUUUGAACCACCUGCCUUAUGUCAUAGUCUACCCUUUCCAUUUCAAGUCUAUUAUUGCCAUGUUUUACGAAAAGUAAAACUAUAUGCAGUUGAUAUACAUGCUCAAAGGAAAGUGAAUCAUGCCAUAAUGGCAUGCCAUUAUGACACAUCAACUUGGAAUCGAAGCCAUCUUGCUUUCAAGUUGUUGGGUUUUGGCCCAGGCCUAAUUGAAGUUUGUCAUUGGAUAAAUGAGAAUGGAGUGGUUUGGACAAAGACUCUAAGUUGAGCAUUAUUUGAAGAUUUAAUUAUCUUCUAGUUCUCUUGUCUGUAAUAUCUGCUAUUAAUACCAUUUGAAAGGAUAAAUAAUGAUCUGAUUUGGCUUCCUUAUUA